CCACCACCGGGCCGCUCCCCGCAUGCCGCCGGCCGCGGGGAUGACGCCCCCGCACCCGCUCUUCCACUCCUCCUCCGCCACCCUGCGCCCACCGCCCCUUAGGCCCCGCGGUCCAAACUUCCGGUAGCUGUUUCGUGAAGGCCCCUGCCUGCAGCUCGGUGCGCUAGCGUUUUGGGAAAUGCACGGGUUGCCUGGUUGCCCCAUAACCAGCCUCUUGUAUGGGUAGGUCAGCCUGGCAUGAAGGAAGCAGAAGAGACUUUCAGCUCGAGUCCUCUUGCGGCCCUUAACGCUUCUUGAAGUUGUAUGCAUGCCUUCGACUCGGGGGUGGUUGCUGGGCUCGCACUGGGAGCAAUAUUCAUUCUGCUGCUUCCUUUACAAUUUUUCUCCUGGACUCCAAUAAAUGUGGUAGAGGUGGAACAUCUUGUGAUGAGCAAGUGGCUGUCUUGUCUUAUUGAUGGGUCUUGGAUCUUCCCAGCAUUCUCUGCAUCUGUGAAAUAAAACCAACCAAGAGUGAGAACACCUUUGAUUAAGGGGGAUAUACAUGACAUUCUAAUUAGAUCAUGGCAACCAUAGAAGAAAUUGCACAUCAAAUUAUUGAGCAACAGAUGGCUGAGAUUGUUACAGAUCAGCAGAGUGAACAGAAAAUCCAGAUUGUGACAGCACUUGAUCACCAUACCCAAGGCAAGUUCAUUCUGACCAAUCACGAUGGCUCUGCUCCUGGCAAGGUCAUUUUGGCCAGACAAGAUUCAACUCCAGGAAAAGUUUUCCUCACCACUCCAGAUGCAGCAGGGGUCAACCAGUUAUUUUUUACAGCUCCUGAUCUGUCUGUACCACACUUCCAGCUCUUGACAGAUAAUUCUCCGGACCAGGGAUCAAAUAAGGUUUUUGAUCUUUGUGUAGUAUGUGGAGACAAGGCAUCAGGGCGUCAUUAUGGAGCAAUAACUUGUGAAGGCUGCAAAGGGUUUUUUAAAAGAAGCAUCCGAAAAAAUUUAGUGUAUUCCUGUCGAGGAUCAAAAGACUGCAUUAUCAACAAGCACCAUCGAAACCGCUGCCAGUACUGCAGGCUGCAGCGCUGCAUCGCCUUUGGGAUGAAGCAGGACUCUGUUCAGUGUGAAAGGAAACCUAUUGAAGUGUCACGAGAAAAGUCUUCCAAUUGUGCAGCCUCAACAGAAAAGAUCUACAUCCGGAAAGACCUUAGAAGCCCAUUGGCUGCAACUCCAACAUUUGUAACAGACAGUGAAACUGCAAGGUCAGCAGGACUGUUGGAUUCAGGAAUGUUUGUGAACAUUCAUCCAUCUGGAAUAAAAACAGAGUCAGCUGUACUAAUGACACCAGAUAAGGCCGACUCAUGUCAGGGAGAUUUAAGCACACUGGCCAGUGUGGUCACGUCCUUGGCAAAUCUUGGAAAAGCUAAAGAUCUUUCUCACACUAGUAAUGAAGUGCCUGUGAUGGGAAGUUUAAACAAUGGUGAUACAUCUUUUUCUGAAUUUCAUCAAGAUAUUCAGACCAAUGGUGAUGUUUCAAGGGCAUUUGAUACUCUUGCCAAAGCCUUGAAUCCUGGAGAAAGCACGGCCUGUCAGAGCUCAGUGGAGGGCAUGGAAGGAAGCUCACACCUUAUUGCUGGAGACUCAGACAUAAACUACAUCGAAAAAGAGGGGCCGCUUCUCAGCGAGUCACAUGUAGCUUUCCGGCUCACCAUGCCUUCUCCUAUGCCUGAGUACCUGAACGUGCACUACAUUGGGGAGUCGGCCUCCAGACUGCUGUUCUUAUCAAUGCACUGGGCAUUUUCGAUUCCUUCUUUCCAGGCACUAGGGCCAGAAAACAGCAUCUCAUUAGUAAAAGCUUAUUGGAAUGAACUGUUUACUCUUGGACUUGCCCAGUGCUGGCAAGUGAUGAAUGUAGCAACCAUAUUGGCAACGUUUGUCAAUUGUCUUCAUAGUAGCCUUCAACAAGAUAAAAUGUCACCAGAAAAGAGAAAAUUAUUGAUGGAACACAUCUUCAAACUACAAGAGUUUUGUAACAGCAUGGUUAAACUCUGCAUUGAUGGAUAUGAAUAUGCCUACCUGAAGGCAAUAGUACUGUUCAGUCCAGAUCAUCCAGGCCUAGAAAACAUGGAACAGAUUGAGAAGUUUCAGGAAAAGGCUUACGUGGAAUUCCAAGAUUAUAUAACCAGAACAUACCCAGAUGACACCUACAGGUUAUCUAGACUCCUCCUCAGAUUACCAGCAUUGAGAUUGAUGAAUGCUACCAUCACAGAAGAAUUGUUUUUCAAAGGUCUCAUUGGGAAUGUACGAAUUGACAGUGUCAUCCCACAUAUUUUAAAAAUGGAGCCUGCGGAUUACAACUCUCAAAUAAUUGGUCCACAGCCUUUGAAAGCUGACAUCUCAUUUCUGUAAACUAAACUUGCUGUUCCUUUUCGGGACACCAGAAGACACCAAAUUGGACUCACUGUUUCCAGGGCUUCUGGAAAUGGUCUUUAAAAAAUUACCAAAAGUCAAGGUGUUUUUCUUGUGUCUUCCUUAAGAAGAACAUUCUAGGUGGCUGGGCAGACAUUAGGAAUUAGAUUUCACUGUCUGUCUUAUGUAAAUGAGUAUGAAGUGCUAUGAAUUUAUUCUUGGUGAAGAUGACACUUAAAACUGUCUCCUCUUGACCAUCUCAACUAAGAUUUCUCAUUCUAUUUUGUAAAACAAAUAAAUUAGUCCUUUUUGUUUCCCCUGAA
Jaculus jaculus (lesser Egyptian jerboa) is the source of this 2719-nucleotide messenger RNA. It is a transcript of the gene Nr2c1, whose product is annotated as nuclear receptor subfamily 2 group C member 1. NCBI's taxonomy places the organism in Eukaryota, Metazoa, Chordata, Mammalia, Rodentia, Dipodidae. Gene Ontology annotation, biological process: cell differentiation; anatomical structure development; negative regulation of transcription by RNA polymerase II. The record is from RefSeq and is a predicted model, not a curated record. The transcript is spliced from 15 exons. Gene Ontology annotation, molecular function: RNA polymerase II cis-regulatory region sequence-specific DNA binding; nuclear receptor activity; zinc ion binding. The coding region runs from base 561 to 2396 and encodes 611 amino acids.